ACCUCAAGCAAGCACGUUGGGAUUCUUUUCGCCUUACAGACCGACCCUCUUCGAGCGAGCGCGAUAGAUAUAGAGAAGAAGAAGAAGAAGAAGAAGAAGAAAGGGUUUUGAUUGUGAAUGCUUGUUAUCCAUAUCGCCAAAAAAAAAAUCGCCAUACAAAAGUUAAGAUUUUUUGAGUGAGGUGAAACUUAAGGGGUUGGAAAAAAAUGGGGGGUUCAUCAGAUACGAAGUUCCUGCAAGACUUGCUAUUGUACGCGGCCAGCGCUGCUAUGAGUUGCCUGGUUCUCUUCGUUGGAUUACGACAACUUGACCCAACCCGGGAGGCUUCCAAAAAGGUCCUCGAACACAAGAAAGAGAUUGCCAAGCGUCUUGGUCGACCCCUUGUCCAGACCAACCCUUACGAGGAUGUUAUAGCAGGCGACGUUAUAAAUCCUGAUCACAUCGAUGUGGAGUUUGACUCUAUUGGGGGAUUGGAAACAAUCAAGCAAGCUCUGUUUGAGCUUGUUAUACUGCCUCUGAAAAGACCGGACUUGUUUUCUUAUGGUAAGCUUCUUGGACCUCAAAAGGGCGUCCUGUUGUAUGGUCCUCCAGGAACUGGGAAAACCAUGCUUGCGAAAGCAAUUGCUAAGGAGUCAGGAGCUGUUUUUAUUAAUGUGAGGAUAUCAAACCUGAUGAGCAAGUGGUUUGGUGAUGCCCAAAAGCUUGUGACUGCUGUAUUUACCCUUGCUAAUAAGCUCCAGCCUGCCAUCAUAUUCAUUGAUGAGGUUGACAGUUUUUUGGGUCAACGUCGUACAUCGGAUCAUGAGGCUUUAUUAAACAUGAAAACUGAGUUUAUGGCUCUAUGGGAUGGAUUUACCACAGAUCAUAAUGCUCGAGUUAUGGUCCUUGCAGCUACCAAUCGUCCUUCUGAACUUGAUGAAGCAAUACUUCGACGCCUUCCUCAAGCUUUUGAAAUUGGAAUUCCAGACCAGAGGGAGAGAGCUGCAAUAUUGAAGGUUAUCUUAAGGGGAGAGAGGGUUGACGAAGGCAUAGACUUUGAUUAUAUAGCUAGCUUAUGUGAUGGUUAUACUGGGUCAGAUCUGUUUGACCUUUGCAAGAAGGCUGCCUAUCUUCCUAUUCGAGAACUACUAGAUGAAGAGAAGAAGGGAAAACGUUCUUCCGUGCCUAGGCCUUUGUCGCAGUUGGAUUUGGAGAAGGUCCUUGACACUUCCCAGAAGACGAAGGCUGCUGCAAGUGCAUACAGUGGGUUGUCAUCAUCAAGAUGGACACCAAGUGAGUCAGGUGAUUAUCAACUUCAAGCUGCAAUCAAUGAAAUUUCUAAGCUUGUGGUUUCUCACAUGAUUAACCUCCAUGCUCAGGAUCCGUAAAAUGUUUGACUUUGUUUAGAGCAUUAUUCUGCUAUUACUUAUGUUGCCCAUUCCAGAUUGUAACAGGCUAACAACUACUACUUCCUAGUUAUAGACUUAUAGUAGUUCUAGAGUAACUUUAUUAUUACUAUAUAUUGAUUAUAUUAUAGAAAUCCGUGGUUGGCUUUUGCAUUUUGCUCUA
Molecule: messenger RNA, 1548 nt
Organism: Arachis stenosperma
Lineage: Eukaryota; Viridiplantae; Streptophyta; Magnoliopsida; Fabales; Fabaceae
Exons: 5
Coding region: 207-1367 (386 amino acids)
Cellular component (GO): mitochondrial outer membrane
Molecular function (GO): ATP hydrolysis activity; ATP binding
Source: RefSeq, a predicted model, not a curated record